UUUUUAGUGACAUUGACAAAUUAGUCAACUGUGACACCCGUCAUAAAAAUGGCUGCGCUCAGAGUAUUUAGUCGUAAUAUACCGUAUUUACGACAACAAUUUUCAGCAUUAUUAGGAAACACUUCGCCAUCAGUCAAAUUUAUUUGUGUUGUAGUUGUAAUAGGCUAUAUUUUAUCGUAUUCCGAUGAUGUUGUGGACGUUCUUAGUGUUACGCCAGGAUAUUUGUUGCCACCUUCUUUUCAAUUGUGGUCCACUUUCACAUUCUGGUUUCUUGAAAUACAUUUGUGGGAGGUGAUCAUUGACAUUGUGACGGUUGGAUUAUGUGGAAAGCUAAUAGAACCCCUAUGGGGCCAAAUGGAGAUGAUGAAGUUCUUUUUUCUAACAAACAUUGGAGUUGCAUUCUUGACGACAUUCUACUAUCUGGUAAUAUAUUCAUGGACUCAGGACACAUCUUUGCUGUUCGAUAUACACGUACACGGCCUUGCCGGUUAUCUGGCAGCCGUGAGCGUCGCUGUGAAGCAGAUAAUGCCAGAUCACUUGUUAAUUAAAACACCAUUAGGUAAACUAACAAAUAGAUCAUUGCCUCUACUAAUUCUCAUAGCGGCUAUAUUACUCUGGGCUGUGGGUGAGUUAGAAGGCACUUAUCCCUGUAUGUGGGGCAGUGGGACUCUGUUAUCAUGGAUAUAUCUGAGAUUCUGGCAACGUCACAGCAGUGGUACCAGAGGAGACAUGGCCGACAAUUUUAGUUUUGAUAAUUUCUUCCCGACAGUACUGCAACCUGUAGUGCGCGGUAUUAUUGGUCCGAUACAUCGUUGCUGUGUCCGUAUAGGACUGUGUUCUCCUAGUCCAAGACGGGUUCAUCUCGCUCUAAGCCCCCGCGGCGUUACAAUAUCCAUGCCAGGAGUUGAACCACAGGAUAUGGAGCGGCGACGCCAAAUCGCACUGAAAGCAUUAAGUGAGAGAUUAUCCAAGACUUCCGAACAGACCAGACAAAAGAACUUAUCGACAAAGGUUAAUAUGGAAGCAGUAAGGAAAAUGCAAUCACCCCAUGUUAUACCUCAGUUCCCUGCUGAAGAAGCCAGUCAGCCAACACCACAAGCAGAAGCGACUCUAGUCGAUAUAAGCACAGAACCUGUACCCCCAACGACUAAAACGUCAUGAUUGUAGUUUAUAUCUAAGACUGUUCACAGUUCAGUGUAGGAAUCUAAGUUAUGUGACCUCGGUUCAGGUAUAUUUAUAGUUCCAUCACAAAUUAUUUAUGUGAAAUGAAAUAGAAGUAAAAAGAAACUUUUCAAUAAUUUCCUUGUAAAGUUUUGUGUUCAGUAGAUAGAUUAAAUUCGUUGUUAUCAAGGAUAUUGUUCAAAACUGUUACUAUCUAAAGAAUUCAUACUACAUUAAAUUGAUAUUUCACACAA
Molecule: messenger RNA, 1415 nt
Organism: Melitaea cinxia (Glanville fritillary)
Lineage: Eukaryota; Metazoa; Arthropoda; Insecta; Lepidoptera; Nymphalidae
Product: transmembrane protein 115
Exons: 4
Coding region: 49-1161 (370 amino acids)
Biological process (GO): retrograde vesicle-mediated transport, Golgi to endoplasmic reticulum
Cellular component (GO): Golgi apparatus; membrane
Source: RefSeq, a predicted model, not a curated record